AUGGGUGGAAAACAAUCGAUUUUAGACGAAGAAAUUUUAAAAGAUUAUCAGAUUGAAGAAUUGCAUUCGAAUCCAUUUAAUGAUCGUAUCAUCGAUGUAUUCUCGUCUAAUAAAGAAGAUGGUUCAUUUACAUUCGAAGAUUUUCUUGAUAUGAUGUCCGUAUUUUCAGAAAAUGCACCAAAAUCAGUCAAAAUUAAUUAUGCCUAUAAAAUAUACCAAGGAAUAUCAAAAACAACGCAAGAAACAACAAAUGAAGAUGCAAUUGAUCUAAAAGAUAUUGAAGAAAUUAUUUUUCGUUUAUCUGGGAGAAAAAUUAAUAAAAAUGAAUCAAAACGCAUUGCUAAUUCUGUUAUUAAUGAAGUUGAUUUACGUAAUGAUAAAAAAAUAACAGCUGAAAUCUUUGAAUAUUUUUUAAGUAAUGUACCAGAUUUUCCAACAACAUUUUGUAUACCAUUAAGUGAUGGAGUACAGGAUACAUAUACCAGAGAAGAAGCUUAUCUUCCCAUCACAAAAAUUACGAAACCUACUACUGCAUUUGUCACUCAACAAGUUAAUGAAGUACAACAACAUCAAACAUCGACACAUAAACAUCAACAUCGAUCAAAAAAACGUCGAAGUCGUUCACGUCAAGGUCGUGAACAUGGUAACGCAGUACAACAUCGAUCAAACCAUUAA
Didymodactylos carnosus is the source of this 675-nucleotide messenger RNA. The record is from the annotation of a GenBank genome assembly. Lineage: Eukaryota; Metazoa; Rotifera; Eurotatoria; Philodinida; Philodinidae.